This is a messenger RNA of Tetrahymena thermophila SB210, 363 nucleotides long. Its product is annotated as transmembrane protein, putative. The transcript has a single exon. Lineage: Eukaryota; Ciliophora; Oligohymenophorea; Hymenostomatida; Tetrahymenidae. The record is from RefSeq and is a predicted model, not a curated record.
AUGUUAUUGGAUUUAUUUUUUAAUGAGAAGCAAAAGAGAGUUAAAUAAGGACCAUUUAUGGAAUUAAAAGAUAUCAAUCAUUUUUAAAAUUAAAAAACUAGUUCAGAAAUUUUAGAGUAUCUAGGAAAAUUGAAUGUAAAUAUGAAAAUAUCAAAUAAAUAAAAAAUAUUGAUAGGAAAUAAAUAAUAUGGGAAGGGAGAAAGUAUUUAUUAGUUUGAAAAAGGGAAAUAAACAAACAAAUAAAUAAAUAAAAUGCGAAGAAAGAAUGAGAGAAGAAGUCUUUUGAUUAUAUUGAAAGAUGUUUGUUUGUUUAUUUAUUUAUUAAUUUAUUUGAUUUUUCUUGCUAAUUAUCAUGGAAAAUGA